This is a messenger RNA of Parnassius mnemosyne (clouded apollo), 510 nucleotides long. The record is from the annotation of a GenBank genome assembly. Lineage: Eukaryota; Metazoa; Arthropoda; Insecta; Lepidoptera; Papilionidae.
AUGGUUGUGAUGGAUUACUUCACUAAGUGGUCAGAAGUCUUUGCCAUUCCAAAUCAAGAAGCUUCAACAGUUGCAGAUAAACUAGUUCAUGAAGUCUUCUGUCGUUUUGGAGUACCUUUAGAGAUUCACAGCGAUCAAGGAAGGAAUUUUGAGUCUCAAAUAUUCCAGAAAACUUGCCGAGUUAUGGGUAUUCAUGAAAGAAGAACAACUUCUUACCACCCACAAUGUGAUGGAAUAAUAGAACGAUUAUUAGUAGAAUGGCAACAAGACUGCGACAGGCACAUACAACCGUUUUUGUUGUCAUAUCGAAGCGCUGUUCACGAAAGUACAUCACUGACGCCAGCUUUCGCAAACUUUGGGAGAAAAUUACGGCUGCCUGCAGACUUGAUCACCGGUAUACCACCUGAUGCCCCACGCACUAUAACCGAUUAUGCAAAUGACUUGUGGAACAAAAUGAAUGACAUUUAUGAGCACGUCACACAGUCUGCCUGCAAACGUCUGAGUAGAUGA